Molecule: messenger RNA, 10148 nt
Organism: Sorex araneus (European shrew)
Lineage: Eukaryota; Metazoa; Chordata; Mammalia; Eulipotyphla; Soricidae
Gene: SHISA6
Product: shisa family member 6
Exons: 5
Coding region: 134-1678 (514 amino acids)
Biological process (GO): regulation of AMPA receptor activity; regulation of short-term neuronal synaptic plasticity
Cellular component (GO): dendritic spine membrane; AMPA glutamate receptor complex; postsynaptic membrane
Source: RefSeq, a predicted model, not a curated record
GAGCACCCCCGGCCCGCGUGUCCCGCGCCCGGCUCCGUGCGCCCCGCGCCCCCGGGCCGUGCGCCCCGCUCCGUGCGCCCCGCGCCCCCGAGCCCCGAUGGCCCCGAGCCGCUGAGCCGCCCCCCAGCCCGCCAUGGCGCGCCGCCUCCUGCUGCUGCUGCUGCUCGCGCUGGACCCGCUGGACUCGCUGCCCCGCGCCCAGGGCGCCCGCAGCCGCGCCGUCAACCGCACGGCCAGCGCCGCCGCCGUCGGGGGCCGGCGCCCCGGGGGAGCCCCGUCCCGGGGCGGCCGCGAGCUGAACAGCACGGCCGAGGCCGGGAGCCGCCGCGGCCAGCCGGCCGCGGUCACCUACGAGACGUGCUGGGGCUACUACGACGUGAGCGGCCAGUACGACAAGGAGUUCGAGUGCAACAACAGCGAGAGCGGCUACCUCUACUGCUGCGGCACCUGCUACUACCGCUUCUGCUGCAAGAAGCGCCACGAGAAGCUGGACCAGAGGCAGUGCACCAACUACCAGAGCCCCGUGUGGGUGCAGACGCCCAGCACCAAGCUAGUGUCGCCGGGCCCCGAGAACAAGUAUGACCCGGAGAAGGACAAGACCAACUUCACCGUCUACAUCACCUGCGGGGUCAUCGCCUUUGUCAUCGUGGCUGGAGUCUUCGCCAAGGUCUCCUAUGACAAGGCCCACCGCCCACCUCGAGAGAUGAACAUCCACAGGGCUCUGGCUGAUAUCUUAAGACAGCAAGGACCAAUUCCCAUAGCACACUGUGAAAGAGAAACUAUAUCAGCCAUCGAUACCUCUCCCAAAGAAAACACACCAGUCAGAUCAUCCUCAAAAAAUCACUACACCCCCGUGCGUACAGCCAAACAGACUCCAGGACAUUAUGGGAAGGAUGCUUAUCGGAGUGGAGGACCUGAUCUUCAUAAUUUCAUCUCAUCUGGAUUUGUCACGUUAGGAAGAGGACACACGAAGGAGAAGCCACGGAUGAACAACAUUUUGACGUCGGCCACUGAACCCUAUGACCUCUCCUUCUCCCGCUCCUUCCAAAACUUGACCCACCUCCCUCCAUCUUAUGAAUCUGCAGUGAAGACACACCCCAGCAAGUACUCAUCCCUGAAAAGACUGACCGAUAAGGAUGCUGAUGAAUAUUACACACGGAGGCGGCACCUACCUGACCUCGCAGCCCGAGGAACUCUCCCUCUCAACGUUAUCCAGAUGUCCCAACAGAAGCCACUGUCCCGAGAGCGGCCACGUCGCCCCAUCCGGGCCAUGUCCCAGGACAGAGUCCUUUCGCCAGAACGGGGUCUCCCUGAUGAGUUUGGCAUGCCCUAUGACCGCAUCUUGUCCAAUGAGCAGCUGCUCUCAACGGAGCGGCUGCACUCCCAGGACCCCCUGCUGUCCCCUGAGCGCACGGCCUUCCCUGAGCAGUCCCUGUCGCGGGCCAUCUCGCACACGGACGUCUUUGUGUCCACCCCUGUGCUGGAUCGCUACCGCAUGACCAAGAUGCACUCCCAUCCCAGUGCCUCCAAUAACUCCUACGCCACCUUGGGUCAGAGCCAGACUGCAGCCAAGCGCCAGGCCUUCGCGUCCCGCAGACACAACACAGUGGAGCAACUGCACUACAUCCCAGGCCACCACACCUGCUACACCGCCAGCAAGACUGAAGUGACCGUGUGACCAAGCAGGCAGCGCCAGGCUUCCUGGCGGGAGCAGGGCAGGGAGCAGAAGCAGAGCCUCUUCUCGCUCUCUUCAUUUCCCUUUCCUGGUUCCCUCCACGGGAGGUGGGAGAACGGAUGGAUGGGCCCCCGUCGCCCAGAAAGCCAUACUCCUGGAGAUCCAGCAGGUGGCUUGACACGGCAUGCUUAGAUAAGGGAUGCAGAGGGAACAUUCUCACUCUCACUCGAAGGGGUAGAGGGUGUGAGGAUAGGGGCUAAGAUCCAAUCUCAUUCCUUUCCAACUCUCAGUCUCACAUACCCUUCUACCCUUCCCGGAGACUCAGCAGCAGGUUCUGUCAGCCAAGGACCUACAGCCCCACCCUGGUGUGAAUCUGCUUGGGUUUGAUUUGGCCAGUGGGUACCGCCCACCAGCUGACUGAAUAGGCUACUUGGUCUCAUUCAUUUACCUAGAACUGCAUCAUGGAAAUCUUCUAGUGCCUAAGAACUGCCUGCUGACUCUCUGAGGGCCAGAGAGCUGCUGUGUCCAUAAGCACAAUAAUGAGCCUCUUCUGCCCACUGUAACUCUCUGGUCCCCACUGAGACACCCUUUCUUUUCUGACCCAACCCUGGCUCUGUACCCCUCUUCCAGCCCAAGGAUAAGAAAUGGAUUUUCUUCUGUCUGCUGCCUCUGCGUCGUUGGAAACCUUGUCGACUUCUAGGUGGCUGCCCCAUCUGCCAGCCUUUACAUGGUUCUCUGACUCCAAAUUUCUUACUUCUGAGUUCUCUAGGACUUUGCUUCAGCCCUAACUAAGGAGAGGAGUGAUGGGGAGCAGGGACAUUUGGGGUGUCCUACUCAGAAGCCUGGUUAUCUCACUAUUCUUCUAGGCCUUUCAACCUUGAACUAUGACCUGCCACUUUGGCCUGCCUUCCUCUCCUCUGCUCUACUCCCUGGAGACAUCUGUCCUUGGCCAGAGAGCAGUGGGUGGGGAGGGCCACUGUGAUACCCUGGUCUCAGGGGAGUACCGUUCCCGCCUUCCAGGGUCUUCCUCUCUAGUUACGCAUGUCAAGCAGGGCAGAUGCUUCUAGAGAGGCUUCUUAUUCCAUCUGAAGAAGACCUGAGAGGCUUGUCCUGUACCUUUCUAGCCGCUCUCUUCCUACACUGGGCCCUUCUGGGAUCCUUUCCUAACUCUAUCCUCAUUACCCUCUCCCUCUAUCCCUGUCUCUCUCUCUUUCUCUCUGUUUCUCUUUCUUACCCUUCUCUUACCCUCUGUGUCUCUCUCUUUCUCACUAUGCCUAGUUCCCUACCUUCCAAUCUUCUGUAGUUCCAUUACUCUCCCACAGUUGCUGUUUCUUCUGGAUUCAAGAGAUCUAUUGUCAAAAGCAAAUAGUGGUUCUUUAAGCUGUUAUCUGGGAGCUGUAUGAGCAGUUCCACAACCCCUCCCUGCAAGGGGCAUUCAGACAACAGUCAGAGAGACCUGUGGUCUCAGCUCUUGUGGAAAGAUACCCCCAGCACCCAUUCUCCAUCAUCUGUCUCCACCCUGGGGAGUGGGAAAACUGAAGAACUCCUGGAGAGUGGGUAGUGAAUAGAGAAGUACCCACUCUUCAGAGACAGAGCCUGGAGAAAGAGAAGGAGCUCUCCCAUGGUCAGAACUAGAGCACCGUCCUGAGCUAUGGCAAGUCAGCUCCAAAUGUUUGGAUGAAGAUGUGAUACUAAAAUUUCUACUGCUGCUUCAGUCAAGCUUCAAAAUCAAUGAAGAGAAUUUUAAGAGUUCCCCAAUUCUGUAUAGGACAUACAUGGCAUUUUAAAAAUUGGAAGGAGGCAGGGAGAAUGCAAUGUUAGGCUAAGCCCGAAUCUAAUGAAGUCUACAAGCUACAGUGAAACCAGUCACCUGAUUCUUACAUGAUUAAAGAACUCCAACGCUCUUGUUUACUCCUUAGGCUCACCCCCUGAGCAGAAGAUCAUCAGCAUGAAUCAUUAGAUGAUUGAAUCAGGGUGAUAAUCAAUCACAGCCCUAUACUUCUUCAACGGGCACCCAGAAUUGGGAUUGAAAGUCUGAGGAUAGGGCUAACUUUCUACUUUCCUCCUCAACAAACACAUAAACCUCAAGGGCUGGUUCCCAAGGGUUUAUGAGAGUUUGUUCAAGAAGCCAAAAUUAAGAGGGUUUGACUGGAAGAAAUUGGAGAAGUUGGCUACUGUUUACUCAAAGAUAUGUAUAUUUUCAUUGGGUCACUUCAACUAAGUGUUCUGUAGUCUAAAAGUCCAAAACCAGUGCCCUGGAUAUUGGUAAUAAGGUGGGUAGGGAAAGGAAGUGGGUGGGUAAAACCCCCUUCCUGACUGAUGAUACAGUCACACGCUAGCUCAGAAAUAUAAAUCUUAUUUCGGAAGCUUCCUCUCUGAACCAAGUUCUCCUGUCUUCAAUAUGAUCAUUUUUCCCCUUUCCUGUCUGUUUUGAAGUUGAUAAGUAGAUUGAAAAUACAUUUCUCAUCCAAGUCUUAUUACUUAUUCUAUUUAUAUCCUCUGGUGUUAGAUCAGAAAAUGUUAUCUAAAUCCUUUUUUCUCAAUGAUUUUUGCCUUUACCUUUGGUAAAGAUGACAGGAAGAAGAAAGAAAGAAAGAAAGAAAGAAAGAAAGAAAGAAAGAAAGAAAGAAAGAAAGAAAGAAAGAAAGGAAGGAAGGAAGGAAGGAAGGAAGGAAGGAAGGAAGGAAGGAAGGAAGGAAGGAAGGAAGGAAGGAAGGAAGGAAGGGGGACAGAGGGAGAGAGAAAGGGAGAGAGGGAGGAAUUGAGGGAGACAGGAAGGGAGGGAGGGUGGGAGGCAGGUAGACAGGCAGGCAAGAAGGAAGGAAGGAAGGAAGGAAGGAAGGAAGGAAGGAAGGAAGGAAGGAAGGAAGGAAGGAAGGAAGGAAGGAAGGAAGGAAGGAAGGAAGGAAGGAAGGAAGGAAGGAAGGAAGGAAGGAAGGAAGGAAGGAAGGAGGAAAUGAAAAGCUACAGGGAGAGAAGGUAAGAAAAAAGAGUACCCUACGCAUGUCCUACAUCUUGAACCAUCCCUCAUCAUAAAAUCCAUAGAAUUAUGUUUUAACUGGAACGUGGAACUUACCUUAUUUAUUCAAUUGUUCCAUUUAUGUUUACAGAGCAAGCAAUACCAAAACCACAUUUCCAGGUGAAUUUACAUGGCAGAUUAAAGAAGGUUCUGGGGCUCGAAUCCAGUGGAUAUCACUUCCAUUACCACCAGGCUGUUGGCUACCACCACACAUAGAGGGAAGAAUCUCCCUGAUCUGAGAACCCAGCAAGGGAAGGACAGAAUACCCCACUAUAGGUUUUGUUCUUUCUAAAAUCUUCACUGUCUCAUGAUUCCUGUCUCUCAUGAAAGUGUUCCACAAGUUCCUUCCUCAUGGAGAUUUUUCUGGUGUCCCUUGUUUCUGAUGGCAGCAGUUUUUAUAACCCUCAUUCUUUCUUCCUUUAAUCCCUCCAGUAAACUCUAGCUCUAUGCUCAUGAGUCACAAAAUAUUUUCCCAGAACUUCUUAAAACCCUUCUAUGGGUCUGUGCUUCAAGACUCCCAGUGUCUUCGGUGAGAGGUCUAAUGCCUGGAAAACUCCAAUUCUUUCCUUCAUUCAAAUUUCUCUGCUAAUUCUAUUUGAUUUCCUUCCAGUUAGUUUAGUCUUUCCUUCUUCACAUCACCCUAGGCUUGUCCUUUUCUUCCACUUAUUUUCUUGCCAUGACAAAUUUUAUUUCUCUUGGUCUUACUAUGUAGACUAGAAGUAAUCUACACAAAAUUGGAUGAAAUCAUGCAAAAAUUAAAAGAAGACUUUUCUAGAUCUUCUAUUUGCCUUGUUAGUUUAUCCUGUACCUCCUUUCUCAAAGAUAAUGCCCCAGGGUCCAAAGCAAAGGGCCCUCCCACUUCAAUUUUUAGGAGAACAGGAAUAAAAGCUGUCAGAAGAACCUGGACUUAAAUAUAGGCUUUGGUUUUAGCAGCUGCAAAGUACCUUGAAGUUCUUACUUCAGCCAUCAACUAGCCCAGAGACUCCUUCUCUGGCCAAAGAUUCAUAUCUCUGAAGGCUUUCAGCUAUUAUUCCACCUCAAUUGUACCUAUUUUUCUUGUAUAUGUUACAGAUAACCCUUUGACCCAAAAAACUUGAGAACUUCAUGAUUCAGUAAGCAUGAAUAAAUAUCCAGUCCAAUAACCCCUGACACCAAACAUGAUACUAUUCCUCAGAGAUAAUUUGUCUGCCAUCAGCCUUCAAACUCAGGUUCCUUCCAUAGGCAGAUGUGGACUCAACUUGAGGUAACCUGGAAGGGCUGCCAACGACCUGAAAUCUAGACAACUCUUCUCUGGGAAGAGUUGACAUGUUAUAUCCCAAAUACACUUUUCCAAACCUGAAAAACAUUGCUCUGGGGUGUUUUUAUGGAAGCUUGAUGUGUUUAAUGAAGUAUUUUUCAAGGUCCAAAUGUUAUUUUUUAUAAAUAUAGCAUUUUACUGACAGAUUCAGUAUGAAAGGUAUGUAUUCCUGACUAUAUUUAAUUUUGAAAGGAAGCAUAGUAUAGGAAUAAAAGAAGCAUAGGGCUGGAGUUCUUGGAGACAUAGCUUCUUCCCUGAUUUUGUCGCUUGCCAUGUUAACCAAGGAAAAAUGGUGUUCUUGCUCAGUGCCUCAGUUUCCCUAUCUGUUAAACAAGAACUUUUACUAAAUGAACUGUGAAGUUUCAUCCACUUCUUACCUGGUAGAACUGUCACUUCUCAUUAAACCCCUCCUUUUUAUGCAUUGCCCCCAUUCUCCAUUGAGCUGCAUAUAUCUCAAUACAAAUUCCUCACCAGAGCUUUGAGUAGGUCUCAGACUCUCGGACCUCUGGGAAGCUCUAAAGGUGUAAGGGUCUACCCAUUCAACAUGUCAAUAAUUUUGUUUCAUAGAUGCCCUCUCCUGUAUACAAACCUCAAUCGUCUCAUGUCUGUGUAAUCAGAAAUUCAAAUUUUAAAAUUUUCAUUUUGGUAUGGUCCUUUAAGCUGGAGGGAGGCAGUUCCUACUUUAGAGAUGACAUAGGCUAGAGGGAAAAAUGGCCAGAUGUUCAUCUAAAGGGUGUGAAAUUUAUAGAUGAGGAAAUCUUGGAAAUGUAUUCCAUGCACAAGGAUGGUUCUGUGUAGCACUGGAUGCUAUUAUAUCCCAGUCCAGAAUGCGAGUCCUGAAGACCAAGUCUGUGUGCCAGGCUCAUCUCCAACUCUAAGUGGAAAGCACUGUCCCUUGGGCUAUUCAUUAGGAGGUGAUAUUUCCCCAUCCUAGUAACUUUCUAGCCUGUCCUUAUGAUGCUACUGCCCUCCUGGUGAAAGCUUGUGAAACAAAAAUAGAGUGUUUAAGUCAGUAUCAUCAAACCAGUCUUGUAAAUUGGCAAACACAUUAAUUUGCCAUCAGAAUCAUUACAUUAUAUAUUCCCUAAGUACCCUCACCCUAAAGUAGAGAAAGACUCCUGUUCUACUUUGCUGCCCACCCCUGCUGUGACCCUUGAAUGUCACUCCACAGGAGGACUCAUUCGUUUGCUCUGUAAUGGCAAAUACUCCUUUAGCUCUAUCUAUAACUCAACUAGACAUUUUCUAGUAAAUGAUUCUUAAAAUUCUCUAAUAAAAAGCAAUUCUUACUGUAAUAUUUUUAGUGUGAAGAUACAAUUUCCUAAGGGGGGAUUAAUGAAAAUUUUUAUGCAUUAGCCCAAUUUAUGGAUUCCAUGUUUAUUAUAUGGUAGUGCUGGAGAAAAGUACCUUUUAAUCUAUAUCUUUGCAGUUUCUUCAUCAACCCUAAGUAAACUUCAUGAUGAGCAGUGCUCCCACAACUGCUGCUUCUGUACAAAGCUCAUUGUUUUACUUACCUGUCAAAGCACAUUCUAUAUGUACUGUAAACAGAUAUCACUUUAGUAAGAUUUAGUCUUAAGAUUUUUCCACUUUUGUCAGUAACCAAUAUUUAUGGAUUAAAAAAAUAAAAGUGUUUCAACAUAACUUGUUUUUCUUAAAGUAGCUACAUGCUUGUUUUUAUAAACACAAAAAACAAGUGAAUCAAAAAAAUCAAAAUGAAUGUACAAAACUAUUAAAACUAUGAGUAUAAACAGAGAUUAAUUGCAAAUUUGAAACCGGGAAAUUUUAGUGAUGGAAGCAUUUUAAAAGUAGUUUAUGGUGAUUGUUACACAACUGCAGAAAUUCAUUAAAAAGCACCAAGCUAUAUACUUAUGAAGCAUAGAUUGUCUGAUAUUCAAAUUAAAUGCCUUCAAAGGUAGUAAAUAAAAGAACUGUAGGAAGAUAGACUUAGGACAAGUAUCAGUGAGUAAGGUAUGCCAAUUUAAAGCAAAAUUUAAAAUUCUAACUUUGUAUCCAUAUUUACCUACUUUAAUAUGAUUAUUCAUGGACAUUAGAUCUUAAGAGUUUGGUACUAGAGAUAGUUCUUUAUGGUUAUCAUGCAUAAGAGAAACUGAGGUGAUAAAAUACCUCUUUAAACAGAGAGCAAAGUUAUACCUUAAAAUUGUAUUUAAUGGUCUAUUUUUUUAAUAAUUUUCUUUUACAUUUUUACAUAUUUAUAUUAUUUUAGUUUAAAGCUACUUAUUUUUGCUGCUAAGAUAGUCUAUGCUGUGUUUAUGAGUUCCUAUUAUAACCUAGGAAAUGGAUGGUGGUUCAGGUUUAGCAAACAACACGAUGCCACUCAGCGGGACACGGUCUCCAGCCAAACUCAGCACUUCCAUUGUCCCUGGAACUAAAAGCCAAUUAUAUCACUAUCUAAUCCAUUGAGCUUGCACUAAGCAAUUUUUUAAUUCUCUCAUGAUAAUAGCAUUCAUUACUUAAGGAAAAUUAAAACCUGUUUACUAUUCUAGUACACAAUAACAUAACUAUACAUAUUCUGAAAUGGAUUUCGUAGACUAUUACAAUUACUCUGAUGUGACAUUUCUUCUCAGUCAUAGCAUACUGUCUGUCAGAAUAGUCUCUCUCUCUUACACACACACACACACACACACACACACACACGCGCACACACGUACACGCACCAUUCCAAGUAUCCAGAAAUUUUAUUAAUCUACAUUCAUUAUUGGAAAUAACCCCAAUAGAAAUCAAAAUUAUGACUGAGAUUUUAAAGAAGUGUAAUUUAAUUAUACAUUUAAUUUCAUUAUACAAUGCAUACAUGUAAUGACUAAAGAAAUGUAAUGGUUGAAUUAGAUUAGAAACAUGUUUCCUAAUAAAAAUCUCAGUAGACAUUUCUUAUUGCCCAAGUAAGAAUAAUAUGCUUUUAUUAUUUAAUGAUCAGGUGAUAUAAGUACAAAAGUUCUGAAUAGCCUUUAAAUUAUAGUUCUAAAAUUAUUUUAAAGGCUCUUUUCUUAAAUAGGUUAAAGUUAUUUUGGCAGGGUUUUUUGACACUUUGAUGGUGAUGGAGGUAUAGCAACUUUGUACAACAAAACCAUAAAUGUCAAUACUAUUGUAACCAUGUUACCUCAACUACAAUAAAUAAACAAAUAAAUCCCCCCAUUAAAUAAACACUAACAAUUUGUUUCAACUUUUUCUCUUUGACUCUAAAAUAUAAAUGUCCAUUUAGCCUACUUCUCCUAAAUUGGUAAGAUCUAGAUAAAUGAAGUCUUAACAUGGUGUCAUUAAAAGGCCAAGGUCAGAGAAAGUUUAAGAUGGAAGCUCUGAGAUUGAGUGUCUCAGAUAGUUAUUUACUUAUAGUGACAUUUUGGACACAAAUUUUUUUUUCUCUAUGGUUGAAUAUGAGAAGGAAGUUCUCAAACCUGUGGGAAAUAAAAAAUACAUCCAUUCAGGGUUUAAUAAAAGGCAAUUAUUGUUUGGGUUGAAAAUGUGAGAGGAGUAGGGGAAAAAUAGAAGUAACAGAGGUUUGAAUAAAUACUUUGAAAGUUUUGGAAAGUGAAAAAUGGUAACUUUUACAUUAUGAACAUUUUGCCCAAUGUUAUUUCUUCAGUCUUGGUUUUAUCAACAAUGUGGGACAAUUAGAAUCAAAGCUACUUCCUAUGGCCUAUGUAUCACUGUAUAAUAACAAAACAAUAUUCAACUUAUAUCUAGAAUCUCUAUGUAGCUGAAUAAACUUGUGAGUAACCCAUUGUUUGCCUGUCAACUUUCCAAUCCCCUAAGCAUGUCUGACUGUGACUCAGAUCUCAUUCAUUAUGUUAGUUCUGCCAGAAUUUCACUGUUUGACUUGGAAAUUUUCUGAUCUCAGUUUUCUUGUUUAGAAGUAAUUAGUGAGAAAGACGUCUCUAAAUUUCUAAAAUUCCUAUCACCUUUUCUAGCUUCUGCUUCUGUGAUUCUGUCAGAAAUAUGCAGGAAGUUGAUGAGCUCAGCUGAUACAAAUUAUAGAGGAAGAGUGACAUGGUAGCGUAAAAUUAUGAAGGGAAGGAGAAAAUGCUUGACUAGAGUUACUGUUUAUGAGAUUGCAUGUUCUCAGUUGCAAGUAUUGUGUUAGCAAGAUGACUAUAGAUAAAAAGGCAAUAAGAGAGUAGAACAAUAAAGUUUUAGAAAACUCCCUC